AUGGAAGCAAAGGAACAAAGAUAUUUUUUUGUGGGUCUGAAUAUGAGUUCAAGAAUUGGAGUCUUAACGUUCAUAAUCUUGCUUUUCUUCCAAAUUUGCUAUGUGUCUGCGCUCACAAAUGGAAUAGACGCUACUGCGUUACAAUCCAUAAGGAAUGAAUGGAGCAAGUAUCCAGAAAGCUGGAAAGGCUCUGAUCCUUGUGGAAGCAAUUGGGUUGGCAUUACAUGUAACAAGGAUCGCGUUGUUUCAAUAUCAGUAGGCAACCUUAACUUGGAAGGAAAGCUUUCUGGGGAUAUUUCAGAGCUGUCUGAAUUGCAGAUCUUGGAUUUGUCAUACAAUCCUGGAUUGUCUGGACCUCUUCCACCAAAUAUUGGUGACCUCAAGAAGUUGAGGAACUUGAUCCUUGUCGGAUGUGCUUUCAGUGGUCAGAUCCCCCAGUCAAUAGGAUCUCUAAAACAACUUAUAUAUCUAUCCCUGAAUUUAAAUCAAUUUAAAGGAACCAUUCCGGCGUCAAUUGGACUGUUGUCAAAUUUAUAUUGGUUUGAUAUAGCUGACAAUCAGAUUGGAGGAAACAUUCCAAUUUCUAACGGGACUUCACCUGGACUUGACAUGCUUCUUGAAACUAAGCAUUUUCAUUUCGGGAAAAACAAACUUUCAGGUGAAAUCCCCGAAAAACUCUUCAGCUCUAACAUGACUUUGAUACAUAUGCUAUUUGAUGGAAACCAAUUCACAGGCAAAAUCCCGGACAGCCUCAGCCUUGUUAAAUCAUUGGCAGUGUUACGUCUCGACAGAAAUAAACUAAGUGGAGAUAUUCCUUCGAGUCUUAAUAAUCUGACGAAUCUUAACGAAAUGUACUUGGCCAACAACAGAUUAACGGGCAGUCUUCCAAAUUUAGCUAGUUUGAACAGUCUCUACACAUUAGAUGUGAGCAAUAAUACUUUGGAAUUCUCAGUCAUUCCAUCAUGGCUUUCGUCGUUACGCUCCCUGUCAACAUUAAGGAUGGAAGGGAUACAACUUGAAGGUCCAAUACCAAUCUUCCUCUUUAGCCCUACUGAACUACAGACUAUUAACCUAAAGCGCAAUGGUAUAAACGAAACAUUGGACUUUGGUACCAAUUAUAGCGAGCAGUUGGAGUUUGUGGAUUUGCAAAGUAAUGACAUAACCCAUUAUAGGCCAACAUCUAGUAAACACAUCCAAGUAUUAUUAGCAAACAAUCCGGUGUGCAUGGAGUUGGGGAACGUACCGAGUUACUGCUCAAUAGUCCAGCAUAACUCUUCAUUUUCAACUCUCCCAACAAACUGUGCUCCAUGUGUUCUGAACAGAACACCAAGUCCCACGUGCCAAUGUGUGUAUCCAAUCACUGGAACACUCUUCUUCAGAUCUCCUUCAUUCUCCGGGUUUUUCAACUCCACCAACUUCUUGAAUCUUCAGCAGGGAAUGGUUGAGUUCUUUAAGAAGUUCGGUUAUCCGGUUGACUCGGUGGCUAUCAGAAACAUAAGAGAGGAUACAACUGACCGUCAGCUUCUAAUAGAUCUCUUGGUCUUUCCAUUGGGAAAAGUUAGUUUUAAUCAAACAGAAAUGGCAAUUCUUGGUUUUGCGUUUAGCAACCAGACUUACAAGCCUCCCAAGAUAUUUGGUCCUUACAUUUUCCAAGCCAAUCCGUACGGUUACUUCUCAGAUAUUGGAGGUGGUUCAGAAGUAGGAAGGUCCAAGUCACUAAGCACAGGCGGUAUCAUCGGAAUAGUAUUCGGUGCUGUUGUGCUGCUGUUGGAAUUGGAUUUGGGAUAUGGAUUUCUCUUUGUUGUAAAAAAAGAGAGCAGAAGAACAAAGGAAAGGGAAAUGAUCGAAUUAAUCAUCAACAAGUCCGCGUUACAGAGACUGAGACAGAAACCUCAGUACGAGUAA
Camelina sativa (false flax) is the source of this 1905-nucleotide messenger RNA. NCBI's taxonomy places the organism in Eukaryota, Viridiplantae, Streptophyta, Magnoliopsida, Brassicales, Brassicaceae. The record is from RefSeq and is a predicted model, not a curated record.